UAUGGAUUACAAUAGAAACGAUACAAUCACUUAAGAGCUAAAGACUAAGUUCAAUUUAAAUGUUUAGUACAUUAUUCAAACUAUCUAAUAGAAUUAAAGACCCAUAAUCACGUCUCUUUCUUAAAGGAUAUUUCAAAUCAGAUUCUGAAAUACAUUCUUCAAGAUUUGAUAAGGAUGACAUAAUGUUAGCUUUGGGAUGUUCAAAUGGAUAAGUUUGUGUUUAUGAUCUCACUAGAAGUACUAUUUAAUUCAAUCUUAGGUGAAAGGACAGCAUUUUAUACAUAUCUCAGUUCUAAAUCAAAUAUGAAAUUGCCAUGUACUGCUCUUAGGUUUAAUUUACAACUAUAAAUAGAUGGUUUUCUAGUGAAAAAUCUACAAAAAUGAGACAAGUCUUAAUUUCAGCAAACACUGAUGGUAUAAACAUGUAUCUAAAUUAGGUACCAUAAUGUAUAAAAAUGUGAAAACUGAUUCUACUAUCUAUUAAUUUAAGGAAGAAGAUGAUAAUGAAGUUUAUUGCAUAGAUGCUUUAAAAAACUAAUUAGCAACUUGUGGAAAGGAUUGUAAAGUAAUGAAGUUCUUCAGUAUUUUUAGGUUAGAGUCUAUGAUAUUGAAGCAUAAACUUUAUAAGCUACUUUAGAAGCUAUAUAAUGGGUUUAACCUGGUCACAAUAAUAAAUUAUUCAGUGUUAAAAUUGUACCUUAUGAAAAAAAUUUAGUUAUCAGUGGUGGUUGGGAUUAAAAUAUAGUUAUAUGGGUAGUUCUAUAAAUGAUAUUAAAGGAUUUAAGACAAAAAUCUCAAGCUGGAUGUAUUGUUGGCCCUAAGAUUGCAGGUGACACAAUCGAUAUUAGAGAAGGUACUAUUUUGACAGGGGCAAAUAGAAUGAGUGAAUAAUUAUAAAUAUGGGAUUUGGGUACUUUAAAAUUGAUUGAAAAUAUAAAAUGGGAUGAGAAGGUGGAUGCAGCUGGUGCAUUUAUAUAUGGAUCUUAGUUUGGAAAAGGAAAAGGAUAUUGUGUUGGAGGAGUAGCUCAUGGAACUAAUGAAUUUAAGAUGUUUGAUAGAAUUAAAGGAUCCUAUAAGGAAGCCAUGUAAUUGGGUGGAUUUAAUAAAGGUUCUAAUUAUAUUUAAUUAAAUUUAGGACUAUACACUAUGGAUUUUGCAAAUACAUCUAAUAAAUGUGUUAUUGGAGGAGGAGAUGGAUUAUGCUUAAUGUUAGCGAUUGUUCCUAAUAAAGACCAAUGAU
Messenger RNA from Paramecium pentaurelia, 1240 nucleotides. NCBI's taxonomy places the organism in Eukaryota, Ciliophora, Oligohymenophorea, Peniculida, Parameciidae. The record is from the annotation of a GenBank genome assembly.